Messenger RNA from Fibroporia radiculosa, 723 nucleotides. RefSeq lists its product as uncharacterized. Bases 1 to 723 code for a protein of 240 amino acids. Gene Ontology annotation, cellular component: glutaminase complex; cytosol. The record is from RefSeq and is a predicted model, not a curated record. Gene Ontology annotation, biological process: pyridoxine metabolic process; pyridoxal 5'-phosphate biosynthetic process. Lineage: Eukaryota; Fungi; Basidiomycota; Agaricomycetes; Polyporales; Fibroporiaceae. Gene Ontology annotation, molecular function: glutaminase activity. The transcript has 5 exons.
AUGCAGCACUCAGAAUUACGGGAGGAUGUCACCAUCGGAAUACUUGCUUUGCAGGGGGCAUUCGCCGAGCACCAGGUCAUGUUAAAAAAACUUUCCGUGAAAAAGCGUAUCGUUAUUCUACUAGUGCGCACCCAGGAGGAUCUGGAGAGUUGCGACGCGCUGAUCAUUCCUGGAGGAGAGUCGACCACUAUCGCCCUUCUUGCUCGUUUGGCCGGACUUUUAGGUCCUCUUCGUGACUUUGUAAAGACAAAACCGGUGUGGGGAACUUGCGCAGGUGCUAUUUUACUCGCGCAAAGUGUUGAGGGUGCCAAGCAAGGUGGCCAGGAGUUGCUUGGCGGCAUGUCUGUGACGGUUGCGCGAAACGGCUGGGGUUCACAGGUUGAAUCAUUCGAAGCACCACUUGAAGUAGAGGCUUUACGCGACUCGGACCGGCCCUUCCAUGGCGUUUUCAUACGUGCACCUGUUAUUAUUGCCCUUCACCCCUCACCAAGCGAUCCACCAAUGCAGAUCUUGUCUCGAAUUUCAACAUCGCUACUUCCACGCACGCAGACCCUGGUUCCAUACGACGAAGACGACACUGAUCCACGUGACUCACGGACCAUUGUUGCUUUGCGGCAGGGGCACCACCUCCUGACCAGCUUCCAUCCUGAGCUCACCAAAGAUGACCGAUUCCACGAAUACUUUGUGCGCGAAUGCGUCCUCUCCUCCCUCGUAUCACAAUAG